Penaeus monodon (black tiger shrimp) is the source of this 1197-nucleotide messenger RNA. Its product is annotated as nicotinamide phosphoribosyltransferase-like. The transcript has 11 exons. The record is from RefSeq and is a predicted model, not a curated record. Gene Ontology annotation, biological process: NAD+ biosynthetic process. NCBI's taxonomy places the organism in Eukaryota, Metazoa, Arthropoda, Malacostraca, Decapoda, Penaeidae. Bases 85 to 1197 code for a protein of 370 amino acids. Gene Ontology annotation, molecular function: nicotinamide phosphoribosyltransferase activity.
CAACAGGGUCGACCUUGGACAAGUGACCGCGCGCGAGGGAAUGGGUUGCCGUCAGGACCCAACAGUAGUUAAGGCAACGCAACCAUGGCUACAGGACCUGUCGACAAUGUCAUUCUCUUGGCUGAUUGUUACAAGACAUCGCACCACAAGGCAUAUCCACCUGGCACCUCGUCUCUGUAUGCCUACUUCGAGUCACGCGGUGGAAGGUUCCCCUACACCGUUUUCUUCGGCUUGCAAUACAUCCUAAAACGAUGGCUAUGCGGUCCUGUGAUCACGAAGGAAAUGGUCCUGGAAGCGAAGGAGGUACUGGGCACCGUCUUCAAGAGGGAUGAUGUGUUCAACGAAGAUGGGUGGAACUACAUCCUAGAGCGCCACGGGGGUCGCAUCCCCGUGAGGAUUCGGGCGGUUCCGGAGGGCUCGGUCGUGCCCGUCAAGAACGUCCUGUUCACGGUGGAGAGCACUGAUCCCGCCGUCCCCUGGGUCACGAACUUCUUCGAGACUCUUCUGGUGCAAGUGUGGUACCCCAUGACAGUCGCCACGAUCUCGAGGAUUCACAAGCAGGUCAUCCACUACUACAUGUCCCUCACCCAUGACAGCCUCGAGACGGUUGAAUUCUCGCUCCACGACGCCGGGUACCGAGGUGUUUCGUCGGUCGAGUCGGCUGCCUUGGGAGGCGCUGCCCACAUGAUCAACUUUAAGGCCUCGGACACGGUCGCAGGAAGCUCCAUGUUGAGGAAGUUCUACCAGCUGAAGGGCGUGGCAGGGUUCUCCACGCCCUCCAGCGAACACUCCACCGUCACCACCUGGGGGAGGGAGGGGGAGGCCCAGGCUCAUCGCCACAUGCUCGAGGUGUAUGAAGAGGGUACGCUGGUUGUGUGUGCGAUUCCUAUGACAUCUGGAAGUGUUUCGAGGACGUCUGGUGCCAUGAUCUUCGCGACCUUGUCCUUCAGCGUGGCGAGAAGGGUGGCUGCAUCUACCUCCGACCCGACAGCGGUGACCCAGCCGAGGUCGUCCUUAGGAUAUAAAAUAUUAAAACAAAUUCCUUUCCCCCGUUACUCUCAAGCGAACUUCCUCUCUGUAGUAAUCUUCCUUACACUAGUUGUGGCACCUAUUGAUGUUGUACCCUGUUACAUCCAGAUCUCGGCAUCGAAAACUGACUUAUUCCGUCCAGUGUUAGUUCUCAAAAGAAUAGGAUAA